GGUCCUCGCUUUCCCCGACCGAGCGAUGCUGUAAUAUCUGAAUACCUUACAUUCGCUAUAUUCGCAAGUACGCCGAAUGACGUUGACGCUGUAUAACGCAGAAUAUCGCCCAAGUUUUAACCACAUAUAUAAUACAAAAAUUAAAUAAAUCUGUGCGAUACGGUUACGGAUACUCCUUGAACUCACCAGGAAUAGAUGUUUCGGAGUGAAUCCCUUGAAAUAAAUGCUCCUGACUUAAUAUACUUUACAUAUGUUCGUUCGGGUGUGAGUGUGUGCGUGAGGGACACAUAGAUACAGAUACCAACGGAAUCAUAUAAAUACAACAACAAAUGAGACAACAAAACUCCCCAGAAUAAUAUUUAAUUGAUGUAAAUACAUGUUGACAAUGUCCCUUGUUUUCCAUCAUCAUAUCUGUUUCAUUGCCAAAGCUUAGGCAAGCUUUAAAAUAGAGACGUGGUGUAUUCGCGAAAUCCCACGCAAAUCCGCGAAACCGUUUCAUGAACAAAAUGUGAGUAACGCUCGCAUGAAGUGCAGUGGAAAAAAAUAGAAUAAAAGCAGGCGUUGCGUCUCAACAGUGCCGCCGUUGCCGCCGCCGCCCUAAUGCUGCGAGUCCUUGGAGUCCUCCCAAGUUUACCGGAGCAGGAGCAUAGUCGUCAAUGUCCACAUUAGUCCUGCAAACUUAUACACAGCAAUUUAAGCCGCCCACAAGCCGAAAAGGAUAAUCGAACUAACUAGUCAGAUAGCGGAUGCUGUGCUCUAAUUUUUUCGAAAAUUUCAUAAACUGAUUAUAAAUCAGACACCGUUAAAGUAGCAUCAACAACAACAGUGCCGCAGCAUCAGCAGCUCAGCCUCAGCCUCAGCCUCAAUAUUAAAAGCUCCCACACACACCGUUACACAGUUGCGUGCCUAUGAGUGUACGCGUGUGGCAAUGUAUUUGACAGCCUUUCCCAUUUGGCCCUUGGUAUGCUUCGUGUAUUUUUUCUGUGUCGGGUUUGGCGACUUAACCAAAUUCUCUGUAGAACGUAAUGCGGCCAGUGAUGUUGGCCACUUGCCGGAGAAUGCAUCUGGACGCUUGGACUGGUUUAGACAGGAUCAUGGGCGUGCCGCUGGCUUAGAGGCCGGAAAUGAAUCUCAGGAAAACAACCGAUUGAAGGCUGAAAAGUUUCAAAAGAUUGGAACGAAAUUUAUCACCGUCUCCGAUUAUCCGCCGUUUCAAAGCCACAACGAGGACAGCCAGGAAGUGGAUCAAAAUGGUCACAUGGAGCCGGGUGUUGUGCCUGCCAAGAUCGGAGGCAGUAAUCCGGGCGACGAGACUCCCAAGUUUCGUAAUAUUGGCGCAAAGAAGAGUCGAACGGAGGUGGGUAGUGCCAGGGGGGAGCUACUGGGGGAUCGACUCAAUUCCCGUGGACGUGAUGGGUUCAUAGGCGGCGCCAAUAACAAGCAGAAGCCGUUUCGAGUUAAUCUAGCUGUCCUGGUCCAGGACGAUCCCAGUCAGCCGGGCGAGAAGUACACAAACUGCCAGAAUCAAAAUGAAUCCGACGAGAGUGCCUGCAAGCCGGAGGAGGAGGAGACCGCCGACCAGAUGUCCAACCUGCAGAAGAACUGCGAAACGACCGGCCUCCAUGUGAUGUGCCCGCGCACCUAUCGCUGCAUCAGCAAGUACUGGCUGUGCGAUGGCGACGACGACUGCGGCGACUAUUCGGACGAGACGCACUGCGGCGCCCGCACCAACUGCACGGAGGAUCAGUUUGAAUGCCUUAACGGAUUCUGUAUUCCCCGCACCUGGCUCUGUGACGGCGAGAAUGACUGCAAGGACUUCUCCGACGAGACGCACUGCAACCGCACCAGCUGCACGGACGAGCACUUCACCUGCAACGAUGGCUACUGCAUCUCCUUGGCCUUUCGCUGUGACGGCGAGCCCGAUUGCAACGACAACUCCGAUGAGCACAAGUGCGCCGCGGUGAUCAACAGCUGUCCCGAGGGUGAGUUUAAGUGCCGCGGCGGUCUGGGAGGCGCCGGCGGCCCCAGCGGCCAGUGCAUACUCAACCGCUUCCGGUGCGAUGGCGACAACGACUGCGGCGAUUGGAGCGACGAGGAGAACUGCCCCCAGAAGCCAUCGCUCUGCACGUCCAAUGAGUACAAGUGUGCGGACGGAACUUGCAUACCGAAGCGCUGGAAGUGCGACAAGGAGCAGGACUGCGACGGUGGCGAGGAUGAGAACGAUUGCGGCAGCCUGAGCUCGGAGCAUCCGCUGACCUGCGGCACGGAUGAGUUCACCUGCAACAAUGGACGCUGCAUUUUGAAAACAUGGCUCUGUGACGGGUAUCCCGACUGUACGUCCGGCGAGGAUGAGGUCGAGUGCCAUCUGCAGUGCGACGUUGGCCAGUUCCUGUGCCCAACAAAACAAAACGUAACACACCUCAAGAUUUGUGUUCACCAGAAGCACAUUUGCGAUGGCCACAACGAGUGUCCCGCCGGCGAGGACGAGAAGGAUUGUCCACGGGAGCAGAAGUGCUCGGAGCCCAGGCAGUGCGAGCAGCUCUGCAUCAAGACCAACAUGGGGCUGGACGAGUGUGCCUGUCGCCUGGGCUAUGUGAUGAACAAGAACAAGGUCAACUGCACGGACAUCGACGAGUGCCAGUACAUGACCAGUCCGGUGUGCUCCCAGAAGUGCCACAACACGCUGGGCUCCUUCAAGUGCUCCUGCGAAAUAGGCUAUAUCCUGCGGCCGGAUCUGCGCUCAUGCAAGGCACUGGGCGGGGCCAUGACCCUGCUGGUGGCCAAUCGGUGGGACAUACGACGCGUAACGCUGAGCAAUAACCGGUAUACGGCGGUGGUCAAGGGUCUGCACAAUGCCAUUGCUCUGGACUUUCACCAUCGUCGGGGCCUGAUGUUCUGGUCCGAUGUGUCGACGGAUGUUAUCAAAAUGGUUUACAUGAAUGGGACGCGCGUUCGUGAUGUGAUCAAGUGGGGAUUGGAAUCGCCGGGUGGCAUAGCAGUGGACUGGAUACACGAUUUGCUCUUCUGGACCGAUUCCGGGACGAGGCGCGUGGAAGUGUCCAACUUUCAGGGAAAUCUUCGGACAGUGAUUGCCUCGAGUGACCUGGACAAGCCGCGGGCCAUAGUCGUCCAUCCGGGCGAGGCGUUGGCCUUCUGGAGUGACUGGGGACCCAAUCCGAAGAUCGAACGCGCCCAUAUGGACGGAACGCAGCGACGAGUGAUCAUUUCCAAGGGCGUCACGUGGCCCAAUGGCCUGGCCAUAGACUAUCCGAACGGCAAGAUCUAUUGGGCGGACGCCAAGCAGCAUGCCAUCGAGUGCUCCAACCUGGAUGGCAACGAACGAAACAAGAUUUUAAGCACUCACUUGCCACACCCCUUUGCCCUAACCAUCUUCGAGGACACCAUGUACUGGACGGACUGGAACACCAAGACUGUAUCGGCGGCCGACAAGACGACGGGCAAGGAAUUUCGAGCGGUUCAUGAGAACUUUCACUUUCCGAUGGACAUCCAUGCCUUCCAUCCUGCCCGUCAGCCGGAAUAUCCCGAUCGCUGUCAGAAGGAUCGACGCGGUCUGCGCGGCGGCUGCUCUCACCUGUGCCUGCCCAAUAAGACCUCCCGGAGAUGCGGCUGUCCCAUUGGCCUGUCGCUAAAGGAGGACGGCAAGACGUGCAAGAGCACGGCAGACCGGCUGGUGCUAGUGGCUCGUCGCAAGGACAUACGGUUGCGGCAACUUAAGAAUAACCAGGCCGAUCCAGACGAGGUGGAUAUGAUUGUCCCGCUGGACAACCUGAAGCAUGCCGUGGCCCUGGACUGGUGCAGCGACACGGACUUUAUCUACUGGACCGACGUGGAGCGCAGCACCAUCAAUAAGGCGCACCUCAAUGGCAGCUACCAGCAGCGAGUGGUGCACUCGAAUCUCGUGUCGCCGGUGGGCCUGGCCCUCGACUGGAUAACAGACAAGCUCUACUGGACGGAUCCCUCCACAAACCGCAUUGAGGUGGCCACUACCAACGGCAAGAUGCGCACUCUGCUCAUUUGGGAGAAGCUGUACAAGCCGAGGGAUAUCGUGGUGAACCCCAUAGAUGGUCUUAUGUUCUGGUCGGACUGGGGCGAUGAUCCCAUGAUCGAACGUGCCAAUAUGGAUGGUCAUGAUCGCUCAAUCAUAUCCUCGAAGAAGCUAAUAUAUCCCAAUGGUCUGGCCAUCGACUAUGAAAAGGGUAAACUGUACUUUGUGGAUGGCGGGACCAAGACCUUGGAGAACAUGAACUUUGACGGCAGCAAUCGUCAAGUGAUUUUGAAUGGUCUUGGACAUCCUUUCGGCUUGGAUGUGAACGAGGGUCGUGUCUAUUGGACCGAUUGGGACACCAAGUCGGUGAUGAGCGCCAACAAGCUAACCGGCGGCGAGUCCAACAUAAUCAUUGCAAACACCACCGACCUGAUGGACAUCCGGGUGUUCCACCGCACUCGCAGGCGUAUCUACAAUGCCUGCGACAAGUCAAAUGGCGGCUGCUCGCACCUGUGCCUCCUCAAUCCCACCAGCUACACGUGCGCCUGUGCCGUGGGCGUGCAGCUGAAGGACGACAUGCGAACGUGUUCCGAGGGGCCAACAAAGUACCUGCUAUUCGCACAUCGAAUCGACAUCCGGCAGAUAUCAUUGGACUUUGAUCACCUCAUCGAUGUGGUCCUGCCACUGCCGCCGAUCUCGAAUGCCGUGGCCUUGGACGUUGACCGGAAUACGGGCACUAUCUUCUGGUCGGACACCAUUGAGAAUGUGAUAAUGAGCUCCAGUCCCGAUGGCCUGCACGUACACAAGGUGGUCGGCGACAGCCUGGAGAAUCCCGAUGGCCUGGUCGUUGACUCCAUUGGCAGGACUAUUUACUGGGCCGAUGCCGGACGGCACACCAUCGAGGUGGCCAGCCUGGAUGGCAGCAAUCGCCAUGUGAUCGCCUACAAGGACCUAGAGUCACCGCGUGGCCUGGCCCUGGAUUACGAGGCGGGCCUCCUAUUCUGGACGGACUGGGGACACUAUCGCAAGAUUGAGCGCUCGCAUCUGGACGGGAACGAGAGGUCGCGCAUUGUCACGGCCAAUCUGGGCUGGCCCAAUGGCCUGUCGCUGGACCUGAAGAGCAAGCGCAUCUACUGGGUGGAUGCGCGCCUCAAGACCAUCGACUCGUGCGACUAUACGGGCAACCAGCGAAAGCUAAUCAUAUCGUCCCUGCAUCAUCCCUACGCCUUGGCCCUGUCGGACGACAAGAUCUACUGGACGGACUGGAAGUCGAAGGCCUUGCACAUGACCGACAGGCGCAACAUAACCGCCAAGCGGGAUGUGAUCACAAACAUUGACGGACUGAUGGACAUCAAGGUCAUCUCGCAGGAUCAGCCGAUAAUCGAGAAUGUGUGUGGUCGCAAUAACGGUGGCUGCUCGCAUCUCUGCCUGCGCAAUCCAUCGGGAUAUACGUGCCAGUGUCCGAUUGGCCUGAGGUUGCGUCAGAAUAGCACAACGGAAUGCCAGAAUUUGCCAGAUGAUUACCUUUUGAUUGCCUUGCGUUCUGGCAUUGGUAUGAUUUCCCUGAACUCCGGCGACUACAUGGACGUCGUCCUGCCCAUCAACGGUGUGCAUGGCGCCGUUGUUCUAGACUAUCACUAUCGGGAGAAUAUCCUGUUCUUCGCCGAUGUCAAUCUAGAUGUCAUACGACGGGUGAAUCUGUUGAAUUUCACCGACAGUCGGGUCAUUGCCAGCACCGAUGUACUGACUCCGAAUGGCAUUGCCGUGGACUGGAUAGCGGACAACGUUUAUUGGUCUGACACGGAUCGCAAGCUGAUUGAGGUGGCCCGGCUGGAUGGAAGUUCGCGCAAAAGGAUCAUUGAGGAUGACCUGGGCGAUCCCCGGUCAUUGAUAGUGCAUCCAAAGAAAGCCUACCUAUUCUGGUCCGACUGGAGUUCGCCGGCAAAGAUUGAGCGCAGCUACUUGGAUGGCUCGAAUCGAACGAUUCUGGUAACCUCUGGAAUAGGAUUUCCCACAGGACUUACCAUUGACUUUGAUAAUCGGCGGUUGCUUUGGGCCGACGCCUUGGAGGACAACAUAGGCCAAGUGGAUUUUAAUGGCAAACGGCGUCAGACCAUUGUUCCCUAUGCACCGCAUCCCUUUGGCCUGACUAUGUUUGAUAACAACAUUUACUGGACGGAUUGGUACAACAAGUCGGUGUACCGCUCCCAGCGCAUGCCCCGCGGCGUCUAUGGGAAUCCCUUCGAGGUGCGAGAUGCCUUGAGUGGUGCCUUGGACAUUCGGGCCGUUUCGCUGGGGCGGCAGCCAAAAAGCUGGAAUCACUGCGCCCAGGACAAUGGCGGCUGCUCGCACCUUUGUUUAUAUCGCGCCGUCGAUUACAUAUGCGCCUGUCCCGACCGACUCGAUGCCAAGGACGAGACGCCGUGCUCCACCAAGCCCAAGGUGUUUGUGCAUUCGCGUUUGGACAAGGAUCAGGCACCGGAAUACUCAGAUGAGUCCACCGAUGAUUCCAUACCGACAGAGCUGCUGGGCGACUCAAUCCAUGGCCAUGGCGAGGAUGAGCAUACGCGGAAAACUGACCACGAACGGGAGUUCUUCGUUCUGGUGGCCCUCGGGGUGGUCAUUGUCAUGGUGGUCAUCACAAUACUUGUGAUUUUCAUGCUUGCCUUCAACACGAGCAGGAAGAAAACAAAGCGCAACUCGCGCGGAUCCAGUCGAUCUGUCCUGACCUUCUCCAAUCCGAAUUACAACGUCGAUGGCACACCCAUGGAGCCCAAGACGAACAUUUGGAAGCGAUUCAAGCACGACAAGUCGCAUCAGGAUCGAGUGGGGGUCUUUGAAGAGCGCAGUCUGACAACGGAGACAGCUUCGUCCAGCCUUUUUGUACCGACACCAUCGCCCAUGGCGUCGCCGUCAACAAAAACAAUCCAACUGACAACGCUCUCGACUAUCACGUAAAUGGCAAAAAAAAAAAACAAAAACAAAACAAAAAAAAUAGUAAAUAAUACUACAAAAUUGCUUCAGAAAGCGCAAAAAGCAAAAGAAAGCAAAUCUUCGAGAACGAAAAUGCUCUAUUUUAAUCAACAUCUGUCUGAAGAAUAGAUUAUAUAAGCUGACACAGCCUUUCACAUUUUUUUUUUUACCUUUUUCUUUAUCGAUUUCAAAAUAAUGGUAAGCCCGAGUUUUAAACCAUUAAAAAAAAAUUUACUCCUUCAGCACCAUUGAAUAUAUAUAUAUUUAUAAGUGGAACCAAGUCCCAAGUCAGAUCACGAAAAGUAUUUUAAAAUAUUAUUCAAGAAUACAUGUGUUUUUGUUUUAUUUAAAAAUAUUAUUCAAGAAUACAUGUGUUUUUGUUUUAUUUCAUUGAUUGUUGUUUACAUUAAGUUUGUUUUGAAAGUAAACGAUACAGCCGAGUACAGUUGAUCCAAAGGAGCUCAAAGGAGCUUAUUUGCUUUUUUAUCAAUACCACAACACUGAUUAAUAGUGUUGCUAAAGGCUUUUAAUUUCAAUAAUUUUUUUCCACACGAUUUUUUAGUCUUUUUUUUUAAAUCAGCGAUGGGGAAAAUCCACAGAUAUAAGCUCAUGAGAAAGAGAGAGAACGAGAACGAGAGAGAAAGAGACAACUGAGAAAAUUGAGAUUUUACCUUUACCCUCCGCUGAUUACACUCUGAGAUACUUCUCAAAAUAGACAACAUUUUACGACUGACUGUACACAGCUCCCCAAAUUGAGGUACUCGGCUUUAUUGUAACAUUUUACUUUUGUAUAAAUAUUUGCAUUUGACUUGUUCUACAUACAUAUAUCGAAAAAUCCAAGAAACCAUUUCGAUCAACUGUCUUGACAUUGUUAAAGCGAACGAAACCUUUUGUUCGGGGUUUUAAAAAGGGCAAAAAUAUACAACUAAUGGAUAAUGACUUAUUUUAUUAAUCAAAGUAAAACUUAUAUGUAUGUAUGUAAAUUCUUAUUGUACAUGGUACGGUUAUAUAUAUAUAUGUAUGUUCCUAAGAAGCCGUGCAGCGGUCCGUCUGCUUCGUUGAUUUAAUCUUAAUUCUCAGGUGUAAAGACAGACACUAGGCUGGAAUAUAUACGACAGAUCCGCCAUCGAAACUAUAUAUUUGUACAUAGGUUAUAUGAUGAGCAUAUUGUUUUCCGUUUUAUACACACAACUUGAUAUCAUCCGUUUGGUUUUUUGUUUAAAUAUAUCAAUUAUAAUAUUCGGAAUUCAUGUAAAACGAAACGUAUGUACUGUCAGACCGUUAGCAGCUAUAAAGGGGCAUUUGGUAAAAUUGAAUAUCCUAAGUUUUAAGUAUAUAUUAAUGUGUAAAUACUGAUUAAAAAUUUGAAUGUUAUUCGAAA
Molecule: messenger RNA, 8360 nt
Organism: Drosophila kikkawai
Lineage: Eukaryota; Metazoa; Arthropoda; Insecta; Diptera; Drosophilidae
Gene: Lrp4
Product: LDL receptor related protein 4
Molecular function (GO): protein binding; calcium ion binding
Source: RefSeq, a predicted model, not a curated record